Messenger RNA from Paramacrobiotus metropolitanus, 1287 nucleotides. RefSeq names its product F-box/LRR-repeat protein 12-like. Bases 155 to 874 code for a protein of 239 amino acids. Lineage: Eukaryota; Metazoa; Tardigrada; Eutardigrada; Parachela; Macrobiotidae. The record is from RefSeq and is a predicted model, not a curated record. The transcript is spliced from 2 exons. Gene Ontology annotation, molecular function: protein binding.
UGUUCGUUGUUUUGCGAUUUUGUGACUUUUGUCAUAUAUUACUUGUUAACUUGUAUUUAUACAUAUAUUACUUUUGUGCUGUUAAUGUUAUACGGUGUGCUCACAAACAGGUGUAUCUCUCCUUUUUGCUUUUGGCCCUUAUGAUUAAACUAAUAUGGCGCAAGUAUCGAAGAAGAGAAAGAUUGGCGAAAUCACACCUGCAUCACACCGGGCAGAGACCGAAGCUUCCGAGAUGGAAAAGAGCCCCAUGUAUGCCAGGGAUCUGGAUCAGGAAUACGCCAACGGCACUAUGACAAUUUCGCCGAAUUUUGGUUUUUUGGUUAAUAGUGGUGUCACAGCUGGAAUUGUUGAUCUUCCAGUUGAACUUCUGGUUCGAAUUUUUAAAUUCCUCCCUGUUGAUCAUCAGGCACUUGCCCGAUGUGUGUGCCAGCGAUGGAAGGCUGUCUUGAGUAUUUCGGAUUUUUUUCGGGAUGUUACCAUAUGUAACGCAGCAACUCGAGGACACCGCUGUACACAUCACUACGUCAAAAUCGCGACCAAUGCGGAAACGAAGCGGUUAACUCUGUCCUGCACGACGAAAGCCGCCUUGCAUGAAUUGGUGAGCCCGAGCACCAUGAAGUCGUUCUGGAGAUGCCCAUUGCUGGAAGAAAUUACGUUUAUUAAUGGGAAAAUAUCACAGGAAGCACUGAGCUAUUUACCUUCGAGUGUGAAAGUGGUGCAGUUGCAGGAUUGUGCUAUUACCAGUGGCAGCGCUAAGAAACUUACGAGGAUGAUCAGAGGCAAAGUCGUCAUUCGAACGACUAGUGACUUGUUAAAACUAAAACGUGGAAGUUUUUCUGCCAUAGCCGCCGAUGGAGCAGCACAUCACCACUAACAAUAAGAGUCUUGUGAGUUAUCCCGGGUGGGACUAUUGGUGGAUCUGCGGAUGAUUGCAUGCCUUUUCUGAAACCGGUAUAGAUUAACCAACUGUGACUUUGACUUGUACCGGUGAUAGAAUUUAGUACAAAUUAGUUAUUUUUCUAGAAUUAGUGUAUAUCCCCGUUUACGUUUUAUUUUUUUAUUUAUUUUAUCGAAGUUUUAAAGCAAUCUUGUGCGAAAUCCGUUUUAUUGUUAUGGUAAGCAGUCUUUAGUCCCGCGUUUGACCUAUGAUCUUUGUUUGUUUACAAAUUUUAACGUUCCUGCAAGUUUCAGUGGUCGAGGCAUGCUUUGAUUUGUUCCAUGUUGUAUGUUUUUAUGAUCUUUGUUCUGGGAUGUUGUAAAUUUUGAAUUCUUAACGAAUAAAACCAA